Molecule: messenger RNA, 2345 nt
Organism: Acanthochromis polyacanthus (spiny chromis)
Lineage: Eukaryota; Metazoa; Chordata; Actinopteri; Pomacentridae
Gene: dnajc27
Product: DnaJ (Hsp40) homolog, subfamily C, member 27
Exons: 7
Coding region: 301-1122 (273 amino acids)
Molecular function (GO): GTPase activity; GTP binding
Source: RefSeq, a predicted model, not a curated record
GUAGUAUUUGUGCUAGCAGCGGCUAACUGGACGCUAGGAAACAGCUGGUUAGCAUUUAGCAUUUAGCCUCCUGCGCUGCCGUAAAAUGGCCGCAGGACCACAGCGUUAGUAUCAGUACUAAAGUAAACAAUAACGUAAACAAAGCGACGCGUUCAUGAAUUAAUUCAGCUUCUUUAACGAGCUAAUUAGCAGCUAACAGUUAGCUUAGCUCCUGACCACAACACGGAAUCCCUGCGUUUCUUCGCUCGUCCGCAGCCGCAAACUUUAACCUCAAAAAACGCACAUUUUCAAAGUGUGCAAAUGGAAACAAACGCACCGAAGAGACGAGACAACAAGAAGUCUCUGCGGGUGAAGGUGAUUAGCCUCGGGAACGCAGAAGUCGGGAAGAGCUGCAUCAUCAAGCGUUACUGUGAGAAGAGGUUCGUCCCAAAGUACCUGGCCACCAUCGGCAUUGACUACGGCGUCACCAAAGUGCAGGUACGAGACCGAGAAAUCAAGGUGAACAUCUUCGACAUGGCCGGACACCCCUUCUUCUACGAGGUGCGUAACGAGUUCUAUAAGGACAGUCAGGGGGUUCUCCUGGUGUACGACGUCGGCCUCAGAGAAAGUUUUGACGCUCUUGACUCCUGGCUGGGGGAGAUGAAACAGGAAAUGGGCUCGCAGGCCAACAUGGACAGUAUUGUGUUCGUCGUCUGCGCCAACAAGGUGGACCUGACGAAGCGGCGGGUGGUGGACGAGGGUGAAGGCCGGCUGUGGGCGGAGUCUAGAGGCUUCCAUUACUUCGAGACGUCGGCACAGAGCGGUGAGGGCAUCAACGAGAUGUUUCAGGCAUUCUUCUCCUCCAUCACUGAUAUGUGUGAAAACGGCGGGAAACGCCCGGCGACUGAAGUCAGUGUGGGCUUUACCAAGGAGCAGGCCGACACCAUCCGACGCAUCCGCAACAGCAAGGACUCCUGGGAUAUGUUGGGCGUGAAACCAGGCGCCACACGGGAGGAGGUGAACAAGGCGUACAGGAAGUUGGCGGUUCUGCUGCAUCCUGAUAAAUGCGUCGCUCCGGGCAGCGAGGACGCCUUCAAGGCCGUGGUGAACGCUAGAACGUCGCUGCUGAAGAACAUCAAAUAGACUGAACUGGACUCACUGCUGGUUGUUUGUUUGUUGUCUUGUGUGCCAUGUUGUUAUGCCAACCACCAGGUUAACCUGGUUAACCAGACUAACUCACCCAAUCUAACUUAUUUAUGUGGAGACGGACAGAAGCUGAGCAGGGACAAACCUCCCCUGAUGUUUUAGGUUUAAAUAUGUUUACUUUCGUUAAAUUUAAAAUUUUCAUCAUCAGAAAGGUUGAAAUGAAUAUUUCUGGUUGUGAUUCUGAUGUUGAAGUGGAGAAUCCAAACAUUUAAAGUUCUGUUCUGAGUUUUUGUUGCAUUAGAAGCGUGAUGAGGCGGUUAGUUUGGUUAAAUGUUUAUUUUUUUUAGUUCUGGAUGCAUUGGAACGUCUUUUAAAGCCAAAUCAGAACAAGUUAAAGUUAGAACAUGUUCUGGAUCCAGACCUGCCAAGAACCGAACCAGAACCAACAUAGAACCAGACUGGUUUAUUUAUGGACUUCUCUGGGUUUGUUCCCUGGAACGUAUUUAUUUAUUAUUAUUUAUUGUGUCAAACUGAUCAUGUAUGUUCGUUUAUUACACAUUUAAACUUGUUCCGUCUUUAUUCCUGUUUGUGAUCAUGGAUUUUUUUUUACAGAUGUGUUCCAGUCUAGUUCCCUAAAGGUCUCGUUUCUGAGCUUUAACUCUAUUUAUUUAUUUAGCUUCUGAAACUGUUCAACUGUUUGUUGCUUUAAAUUAUUCUUUCUCACACUUGUUCACCUUUAGUGACUCAUUUUCUGCAAGUUACUGAUUUAAUCUACUUUUACAUAAUUAGUUCUCUCAAAGUUCUUCUUUUCCCCCUCAUUAAGUAUAAUUAGUUCCCUCAAACUGCCAAACAGUUGCCUGAAAUUAUUUCAGAGAUCUAAUGUGAACCUCACAUGAGAACUGUUCCCUGAAAUACAUCUCUAAUCCAGAUCUAUUCAUUCUCAGCUCUGAAGUGACUCCACUAGUUCCCUUAAGUGUUCUUUCCUAGAUAAAAAGUUUAAUCAACUGCAGGUUUUUCAAGGAGAUUCUGCAGAAAGUUUCGGCCGUUUUUCUCUGAAUCCUUGAAAUCGGAUUUGUCUUCCAGCACGAAGGUUUCCAUGAUGAACGUUGAGGUGAAGAACAGACGAGUCUGUUAGUUUGUUCCCACAGAAAGCAUGUUGUCAUAGUUUUAUAUUUUAUAUGUGUGUCCGCAGGACUGAAUAAAAACAGGCUGAGCUUCCA